Trichoderma atroviride IMI 206040 is the source of this 2234-nucleotide messenger RNA. RefSeq lists its product as uncharacterized. NCBI's taxonomy places the organism in Eukaryota, Fungi, Ascomycota, Sordariomycetes, Hypocreales, Hypocreaceae. The record is from RefSeq and is a predicted model, not a curated record. Gene Ontology annotation, biological process: RNA splicing; generation of catalytic spliceosome for second transesterification step. Gene Ontology annotation, cellular component: U4/U6 x U5 tri-snRNP complex; U2-type post-spliceosomal complex; U5 snRNP.
GGCCCUCAUGAACAAAGAGCUAUCCAAAUCCAAAUCCUCCAAGUCCUCCGCCCCCGACGAAAAGAAAUACCUCAAGCGCUCCGAAGUAGAAGCCGAACGCAAAGCCACCUACCUAGCCGAGCAAAAGGCCCUCGAAGCCGAACGCGCAUCCAAGGCCGAAGCGAAGCGCAAGCGCGAGGAGGAAGUCGCCGCCGAAAACGCCCUUCGCGAGGACAAGCGCCGCAAACUUGCCGAAGAAUCGCGCAAGAGGCAACAAGAGAAGGAAUUCGAAGAAGAGCAGGCUAGGAGGAAGAGGCUCGGCCUGCCGGAACUCGUCAGGGGCGAUGAAAACGGCGACGAGAAGAACGGCGACGCGGCAGACGAUAUCCCAGAUGACGAGCUGAAAGAGAAACUCAGGGCGCUGGGACACCCGGCGAUAUUAUUUGGGGAAUCACAUGCAGCGCGGCUGAGACGGCAUAAGAAGCUCACUACGGUGUUGACAAAGGGACCUAUACCGACGACGCUGCAGCUGGUGGAGGAGAAGGACAUGAAGGUCGACGGCACGCUGCCAAAGGACAAGGAGGGCCGCCAGUGGCUGUACAGACAGCUGGCCAGUUACUUUACCAUGGUGCUCACGGCAUACGAAAAGGCAAUGGAGGAAGAGAAGCGGGAGACGAGCAACAGCAAGAUGGCCUACAGCGCCAUGGUCCAAACCCGCGAAAACAUGAAGCCACUCUUCCGCAAGUUCGAAUCCGGCGACCUCGACGACUCCCUCCUCCAACCCAUCAUCGAAAUCGUCCAAGCCCUCCAGGAGCGCCGCUACGUCGACGCCAACGACGGCUACCUCCGCCUCAGCAUCGGAAAAGCAGCCUGGCCCAUUGGAGUCACCAUGGUGGGUAUCCACGAGCGAAGUGCGCGUGAGAAGCUGCACGAUGGAGAAAAGGGCCACGUCAUGGGCGACGAGGUGACGCGAAAAUACCUGCAGAGCAUUAAGCGCUGUCUUACCUUUGCGCAGGUGCGGUGGCCGCCCGAGGAUUUGAGGCAGUUGAUGGGGUGAUUUUCGUGGUUUAUGGACUGAAGUAAGGGGCUGGGAAGAGAGGGACACGACGAAAUGGUUUAGGCGUGGCUAUACCGUGCUGGAACUGCAGUGGUGUAAGUGUAAUAGGAUAUGAUACCCGUCUCAAUUGGACAAUAUACACAAACAAGAAUGCAUAUAGUACGAGGCGUCACUAAGCGAAACAUGACUUAUCAGUAUCAUAUCGACUGCUUGAUAUCACAGGCUUAUCGUGGAGAGUUAGACAUGACUAUGCGUCAUAAAGUCAUAUGCUAGUAGCGAGAAGGAAAAGAUAAAAAUGCCUCUAACAAUUGGGGGCUGUAGCAGAUAAAAAAAAAAGACCAGUUCUCCUUGCGCCUCCCUCUCUAAUGCACACCAUGCGUGUAACGUUCAAGUCUCAAAGGCGGUUGCCGUCAUAACCGUAGCUGCCCCCCUUCUUCUCCCUUUGGAUAGGAAAUGAGCUUUCCUCUCUUUCGCCAUCGGCGGCUGAACAAGGAUACCAAGGACUCGCUCAUCACGGAACAGCAGUCGAAUCAGUGUGCGACUCCCCUCUCAUACCCUUGGUUAGUAUUCCCACAAACGCUCAAUAGAGCAAUGUGCACACUUCUGGGAUGCUUUCCUCAGGCUGAGCCUGCAUUACCUCAGGAUGAUCCUAAGCAUCCUGAGCUUGCUCGGCGAGAAGGCUGGCUACGCGAUUCUCUUCGAACCAGGCCUCUUCGGGCUCAGCGCCUCCUACACCGCCAGUCUGUGGUUUCUUAACGCCAAUGACUUCGAGGCCUGCACCGAUAAUAUUCAUGCGCCGUAGCCGCUCUUUUGCUUCCAGCUCGUAUUUCCGUGCCACAUGGAGUGCAUUUGUCUGUACCACUAGCCGUGGAUCAGAGGAUACGGCCACUAGAAGCUUGUUUCUGGCAUCUAUUCGGGCUUUCAAAGACCCGUCUCGAAUCAUCCUGAUGAGCUCUGGCUCAACGGACUGACCGGGCUUUCCAAACGCAGCGUCCAAGCUGUCCAGCGUGACGCACGAGAAGGGUAUAAAGUAUUGGACAAUGCACUUUUCGCGGAUCAAGGAAUAAAUUGCGGGGAUAUGUGGUUGUAGGUAAAUGUCGAGUAGAUAGUCUGCCCGCGUAGACUCCAAGAUGGAAAGGCAAGUCGAGUAUCUGCCGUUAACAAACAAACUAAUCGCCUUUCGAAUGUGCGGCUCGUG